GUUAAGUACCACGCACUUUGUUUUACCGUAUAUAAAUAACGUUAUCCCUCCUAACUAAUAUUUAAGGGUGUGGUAAGUUAUCACGCGUACGUUGAGAACAUGGCUCUUGGUUGUGGGUAUAAGUGUUUGCAGUGUUUGCUAAUUAUUUUCAACUGUGGAGCAUUCAUAUGUGGUCUCGGGCUGAUUGUGGUUGGUGCGCUUGGACUGCAUUCUGUUGUAAAUCACUGGAGAGAAAUUGAACCUCCACUACAAUCUCUUAUUAUCUUCAUUAUUGUUCUCGGAUGUUUUUUAUUGGUUUUGGGGGCUUUAGGAAUGUUUGGCGCAUGCACAAAGAAUGUUUGUUUAUUAACGACGUAUUGUAUUCUUUUAUCAAUUUUAAUAGUUGCUGAAAUAGCAGCAGGCAUAUUUGCUAUAGUAGAAAAGCCCAAGGUAAAAAAACACGUCACUGAUGCAUUAAGAAAAUUUGUACAUGAGUACUAUCGUGACAAAUAUUUUAAAAAAGUUAUUGAUGAAAUCCAACAAAAAGUGAGAUGUUAUUCUCAUCAUACAUGUUUAUUUAGUUGCAAUGCUGUGGCGCUGACUCUUCAGCAGAUUAUGGCGUUCCACCACCGGAAUCAUGUACAAAAGACGGCAAAUUAUUUGAAGAGGUAGAUUUAUAUAAAGCUUUUAUUUACGCUCCAGAGGCUUAUAUUCUGUUUGUGAUUUUGCUUGAUUUUUGAUAGUUGUGGCUUACUUUUAAGUAUUUAACAAGUCUGAGGAAUAAAAAAUGUAGCAGAAUUAGAACAAGCAAACACCAAAUGUUCAUGUCAAAAAACUACAUUAAUUAUAACACUGAAUCAUGUAUGAAUUUGAUAAUCUACUGGGAAAAGUUCAAGAUAUAUCAAAAGCUGUAUUAGUUAAAGAUCAUUUUCAACCAGGUUUCUGCAGGGAGAUGGUCAUUCACACUAGCACCAAAAUACGACUGAGUAUUAGAUGACCAAGAUUAAGUAGUCUGUUAGCCCAAUAACUCACAUGCGGAAAACCACCUCAGACCAAAACCCUCAGAUUUUUGCGUUAGAGAACUAGUUUAUAAUACAUCCACUCUUUCCUAGAACUAGUCCCCACAUCUAUAGUGUUCAUUCUACUUAAGUGAAUCUGAGAGGCAGGAACCGGAUAUUCUUAUAGCAUGUUCCAAGAAUUGCUAUCUCUACGGAAAAAAAUUGUAUUUAUCUCGAACGUCUUAUUUCAUUCGCCUUCUAAAUCACCUCAUUAUAUGACAUUUUGAGGGUUGACUAGUGGAGGAAAAAGGAAGGUAAUAGGUUUUUAAAUAAUUUCUAAUUAUGCGUCACAAUCAAGCCACCUUCUUAUGCAUGGUAGAUGAAUCUAAGGGUUUUAUGCUUUUCACCAACUAACUUGAAACUUUGGUAACUGUGUGUGAAUCAGUCCAUUGAAUCGUUUUUGAAAAAAACCCCAACAUGUCGUUCGAGGAUAAGCGUUCGAAAUUCAUGUACUUUUCUUGUUUGAAUCUGUAUACCACUCCACAAAGCGUGAUAUGAAUGCUUUUCUCUUUGUUUCUGAACUUCGUCAUCUCCCAUAAUGCAUUAAAAUCUUUAUAUAGAAUUAAAUGGUGGUGGGUAGUGGUUUUGAAGUCACAGUUUGCUACAACUAACAAAUUACUAUGAUCAAGAAGAACCAGCGGGGAUUUAUAGCUGUUUUUGUAAUUAUUAUCAUCUAUACAAAUAUGCACUAAACUAAACUGUUAAAAUUUUGCCGUAUCUCUGACCAGUUAAAUAAUGUGUUGAAAUCUUCUCAUGCAGCUCCGAAAUCAGAACGAAUCUCUACUUCCCGACAUGUUUAACUAUCAUCUGCUUGAUGCUGUAUAGCAGUUCGUGAUCACUCUAUGUAACUCGGCAAUCCAAAUCAUAAGUAAAGGGAGCCUUUUUAAUGUUUUCAAUAGUGAUCUGGUGAUUUUUAUUUUCCAGUCCAAGACUCUAUAACUGAUUCAUAUCGUACUUUUCUGACAGACAAAAGACUGACAUUUCUGAUGAAUAUCAAAACCUUAAUGUUCAAUGAAACCCAGCGGGUCUUGUUGUCAUUAAAUUUCAUCGAGCUCUUGAUUCUCCGGAAAGUUUUUUCGAUCACAAAUAACUGUUUUUAAAUUCAUACUGUCUGCUGUUCGACAAGUAGGAAGUUUAUGAAAACUUUAUGAGUUUUUGGCAAUCUUUUGUAUAGUGUUAAUCUAAACCCUAACUGAUGGAAUAUAUAUCUAAAUAAUAAACCGAAAUGACUAUUGAAUUCACCCGCUUCUAUAUUUUGAUAGUUACUCUUAGAAUUUGUGGUCUAAAAUACAACAAUUUUUUUCUGAUAUAUAGUACAAACAGGAUAAUUUUUCGUUAUAACUCUUCUACGCGGUAAUUACAGAAAACAAUUAUCACUGCAAGAGAAAAUCUCAAAGCUCCCUUUAUAUAUGUUACAGACUCUUAUAAAACAUAAAUUGUUCUAUGAUAUCAAGUACUGCAAGUUAUAGAUGUUUUGUACAAGCUAUGAAUGUAUAUAAAGUUUUCGAUUUCGGGAUACUGUCACUAAUACCUUACAAAAUCAAGAAUGUUAGCCUCAUUAAGCCGUAUAAUUUUCUAACUCAUUCUAAAAAUCCUACGCUCUAAAUAUGAUAUUACUAUUAGUGCGUAAAGAGAAAUAAACUAGUAGUCAUAUUGAGAUAUCGAACGUGCGUGUGAUCUAAAAUAUUUAGCAAAGGGUGAAUAUAAAUAGGGACCUCUAAAAGAGAAAACCAUAGUGAGACAAGUAUUCUUUUUACACUGUCCGUAGUCCAUCUCACUUAUGAUAAAGCGAAUUGGAUUUGUUUUGUGGAAUAAUAAUUAUUUUCUUAUUUCAAUAUUCUUCUUCGUUUUAGGGAUGCAUUAAAAAGGUCAGCGAUCUAAGCAAAGCGCACCUCAAUGCUAUCAUAGUUAGCGCGUUUCUGUUCGCAUUGGUCCAAAUGAUUUGUCUAGUAUUUGCAGUAUGUGUUCUAUUGGCUAUAAAGCGUGGCGAUGAUGAAUAGAAUGACAUAACGAAAACUCCCAAUGAAAAAAUAAACAGAAAACAACCAUUAAAAAAUUAGGCGAAAAACACUUUAAUUUUCAAAACAGCCGGAAAAUAUUUACUCAUUAUUUUUGUAUACAUUGGAGUUUAUCUUACGUGAGGAAUAUUCGAUUUUGUGUUUCAUCUCUUUCAAUAAACUCUGCACACCGU
Schistosoma rodhaini is the source of this 3228-nucleotide messenger RNA. The record is from the annotation of a GenBank genome assembly. NCBI's taxonomy places the organism in Eukaryota, Metazoa, Platyhelminthes, Trematoda, Strigeidida, Schistosomatidae.